UACACUCGGGUUGCCAAACAAUCCGCUUUUUUAUUCCUAUAUGGUUUAGUACAGUUGUUUUAUCGCUCAUCCGUUUAGUUUACAUAAAUUAGCAAAUAAAGGAAAAUAUUAUUGUCAACAUUCUUUUUAAUUUUUCCACACAUUUUGUUUCACCUUUUUUGUAAAUCACUUUAAGAGAACAAAGGGAAUAGCGCUGGAGAAUGACGUCCUCUCAGGAAAAGUCAUCGGACCGCCUCGCUGUUUCCAGGCAACAAUAACACUGUCGUUGCCAGGUAGAUGUUUUUCAGAGGACAUUAUCAUACAUGUUAACCUAUUCAUGUGGUUCAAUUUAGAAUUGUUGUUCAAUAGUGAUCAAUUUUAUUAAGAGGCUCCAAUAAUCUGAAUCAGAUAUUGAGUCUAUUGGUCCGAAAGUAUAUUUAGUUUGGCUGAGAAAUCCAGCGAGGAUGAAGAACUACAGGGAACUUGUCAACGAAGUUACAAGGCUCCUGGAUGAGUUUCAAGAAGACAAACAAUGCAUUGACAGUUUUACACAGGAUGCUGCCAAGGAUCUUAAGAAUCAUUCCUCUGCUGACCAAAAGUUUAUUAUUGAUACUUUGUAUGGAUGUAUCAUGCGCAAAAAGCUUUUGGAUGUUGUGGUCAACAUCUUUUACAUGCACCAUGGACAAAUUCUAUUCAGAGUGGACCGAAACCUGUUCAGUGUUGUUUGUUAUCUUGCAAUCUUCCAUCUUGAUGAUCUUGGCCUGGAUCAUUUCAGUAGAAUUAUCAAGUCUCUAGACAUCUCAAAAAUGCACAAAUUCCUGAGUUUUUUCUUUAACGUCAACAACCUCACAACACAUAUCCAGAGGGAAUGGAGCCACAUCUAUGAUGUUGCCAUCGUAGAUAAUAACUGGAUCACCCCACUGCUGAGAUGGUGCAGUGAGAUCGAGGUGCUGCUGGAUCAGCUUGCCAGAAAAAUGGGCAGAGGAAAUCUGCCGAAAAAGUCUCCCAGGAAAAACACAGAACCCAGGGAAUUUGAUCUGACCCAGCCCAAAGCUCGACCGCUCCCUGCUCCUGAAGUCAUUCCACAGCAAGACAAGUUCAAGCCGGUACCAGUCACAACUCACAGAUCUCCAAAGGAACCAGAGAUUCUGGAUGAGAUGAGGCAGAGGAACCGACAAAAAGCUUUAAAAGUCCUGAAUGAAGCAAACUCUCAGCAAUUCAGCUGUGCAAACCCACAGAAGUCUGAGAAAACUCAAAACGUAAUAUCCCAGAUUCUUCAAAGCAAUGAUGCAGACCUCAAAUUUGACCAGAUUUAUACUUCUGGCAGCCCUGCUGCCACCCUAAAGGCAAACAGCUUACCUGUCAGACUGAACACAACAGCCAUUCUGCGAGAGGCAGCUUUAUAUAAUCGUCAACUGGAAGAAGAGGUACAAAGAUUCGAGCGAUUGUCACAGGGUGCAAGCGAGCCAUCUGCGUACCUGCAGUGGCAGAAGGAGAUGAAGGAGAAGGAUCUACAGGAGGAACUUGCUGAACUGGAGCGCCGAAGACUGGAGGGGCGGAUCAGCCAUGAAGAGGCCGUUCUUGCACGAGAGCGCGUCUUGGAGCGUAACCACCAUAAUGCUCAGCAGACUAAAGAGGAGACUGAACACCUCAUGCGCAAGUAUGCAGAGAAACGUCUGAAGGAGGAAAAGGAAAUGAGAGAGCUUGUGCAACAAGUGGCAGAUGGUCACAAGAACUCCAAAGCCGCCAAAGCUCAGCUACAAGAAAUCAAACAACGGAUAGUUAAGGAAGUCUCAGAGCAGAGCAGGGAACUCCUCAGCCAGGCUCUGGAAGAAGCUCAGGCCGAGCUGAGCCGGAAGAUGGAGCUCAUCCGUCAGAUUCGUGCUUUUGAGACAGUCUCUCUGGUCAGACAAAACUUUGUGGAUGACACUGAGACUGCAGGUCAUGAUUUGCUGUGUGAGAUGUCUCUGGCGGAGCUGCGGGAGCGUUUGGCACUCCUGAGAGAGUCGGAACAGUCUGAACUGGAGGACAGAAGACAGCAGAUCUUACAGGAGAAACAACUCAAAGAGCAGCUACUACUAGAACAGCUGGACAAUAUCGCCCUACGCAGAAGUCUGGCAGAACAUGCUGCUUCUCGCAGUCAAGAAGAGAAAAGGAGGAGAAGUGAACUGCGGGAGGCUGUGAGUAGAGAUGAGAGAGUGCUGGCCCUACAGAAGACUCUGGAGCAAAAACAACAGGAAAGACAGAAGAGAAAGACUGAAAAAAACACUAUGAAGAAAAAUGAACAGGUGAACAGUCCACUCACGGUGAAGACCUCCCUCAAAAAGCAGCAGGUUCUUGAGGAAAAGCACUGGCAGGAGUUGGAACGCAAUUUGGAACAACAAAUUCAUGGGGCCUUCGAGCAAUCAUCUAAAAAAAAUGGCGCUGGUCAGAACCACAGGCGAGUUUUCUGAUGCCUCAUUACCAUUGCAAUAUAAAAAAGUAGAAGCAAUUGAUAUUGUAAAAAUAUAUAGUAAUACUUGGCAUAAAGCUUUUUUUUUUAGCUUCGGCUGGAGUUACUAAAGAAUUUGGGAUGAUGUUAUGAAAAGCAAUUUUACGGUUAAGUGAACAAUGUUUUGAGUAUGUAAAUUUAACAGAAUGAUUGCAUGAUUUCUUUCUAUAAUGAAAUAUUUAUAAUCAAAAUACUACACAGAAAAAAGUGCCUUCUCUGUAUUGCACAUGUGCAUAUACUAAGUAAGGACAACAGAAUAAAUCAGUUUAGUACAACUUUUUAAUGUUGUUCUAUUUCAUUUUAGCAGAGUUACCGCAAAUAUCUUUUCCAUUUACAUUGAUGCCCAGAAAAAAAAAGUAAUGCCUAAUGAAGAGUGAAUUACUAAAACAACUGAAAAAGAACAUGUUAAUCCAAAAGAAACAAUGUAUUGCACAAAAAUACCAUAACAUGAAUUAUCUUGAACAGCAGCAUUUAGUGGAAUGCAUUGUGAGCUACUUUACCAUUCAGAUGUAUACAUAAAGAUAUUAAACAAAAAUCACACAUUUACCCCAACAAAACAUUUUCAUACACACUAUAACCUACAUAGUGUUCCAUAUAGUGCUCAGACCUUAUAAACAUGUUAAACUACCGGUACUUGAUUCAACACAACAGUAUGAAGAUUAAACCCUUAGUGUCUAACAUGAAAAAUGUAAAAUGUUAACUAUUCAAAAGUAUAAAAUCAUUAAGUCAAAAAUAUAUAUCCAGUUCCUGCUGCAUCUAAACCUACUGAUACUUUUU
This is a messenger RNA of Pimephales promelas (fathead minnow), 3247 nucleotides long. NCBI's taxonomy places the organism in Eukaryota, Metazoa, Chordata, Actinopteri, Cypriniformes, Leuciscidae. The record is from RefSeq and is a predicted model, not a curated record.